CAUAAAUACAGAGCCCCCUGGCUGUUUCACAUAACACCCUGGGGAGACUUGCAUGCCAUACAAUGCAGUGAGAAUCUUGCUGUGUGUUUUUCUUGGAUCACUGCACAACCUCACUUCUCCUGCAUGCCAGCUGGGAGCACCUGUGGCACACUUCUGCAAGAAUCAAGAGACAGAAACUGCAAACACACCUACCCAAAUCAGCUCAAGAUGGAAAAGUGUACAAGUCUGCUUCUGGUGUCUUUAAUACUGUGCGCUACAAUCUCACAGACAUUUGGAUUAGUUUUAUCAGGUAAAGAGAAGCGUGGCUGGACAUUGAACAGUGCAGGUUAUCUUUUAGGACCACGUCGUAUUGAUCAGCUUGUACUGGUUAAGGAAAUUCCCAUUGAAAUGGGGAGAGAAGAGUCACCUGGGGAAUAUGCAAUAGAUAAUCAUAGAUCAUUUAAUGACAAACAUGGAAUAGCUGGAAAACGUGAGCUACAGCCAGAAGAGGAUAUAAAGUCAGGAAAUUUUUAUAGAACUUUGUCAGACGAUAAUGUCCUGCGCACACUGGUUGAAUUUUUAACAUAUUUACAUCUUAAAGAGUCUGGAGCACUGGAUACCUUGCCCUCAACAAUGUCCUCAGAAGAAACAACCCAAUCAUGA
Staurois parvus is the source of this 642-nucleotide messenger RNA. The record is from the annotation of a GenBank genome assembly. Lineage: Eukaryota; Metazoa; Chordata; Amphibia; Anura; Ranidae.